This is a messenger RNA of Eruca vesicaria subsp. sativa (arugula), 510 nucleotides long. Lineage: Eukaryota; Viridiplantae; Streptophyta; Magnoliopsida; Brassicales; Brassicaceae. The record is from the annotation of a GenBank genome assembly.
AUGACGACAAUUCUUUCUGCAGUCUCCAAGCUGAGAGGAUGUGUUAACCAAAUUGAAAAUAAAAAAUCCCAACGGUGCUUCCGAACAAGACAUUUUAAACCAAGCGAAGAUGUAUUGACACAAGAUGUCAAAUACAAGAAAGGGUUCAAAUUUGAUCACGUCUGGCCAAUCCUUAAAGGUAUUGAAAUUUUUUCAAAUAACCACAGCAACAGAGCCAUUGCAUUCUCAGAAGAAAGUCGUAAUGCCAAAUCGUCUUCAUCAAUCCAAGAUGAGUCAUUGCCAUCCCUUGGUAUGAAUUCCUACGAUCUAAAUUUAAAUAGUGAAGAAUCCAGUGGUAAUUUAUCAAAGAGACCAAUGGGUGUGAAAAAAGCAAAGAAAAAGCAACAGUCUGAUGAACAAUUUAAACAAAUGAUGGAGCAAAAUGAUAAGCUUCUAAAAGCUAUGGUUAAAGGUACUUCUGAAAGAAACAAAAUUAAAAGACAGAAAAUAGUUACAAAGAAAGAAACAUGA